Molecule: messenger RNA, 5396 nt
Organism: Coffea arabica (coffee)
Lineage: Eukaryota; Viridiplantae; Streptophyta; Magnoliopsida; Gentianales; Rubiaceae
Product: putative 1-phosphatidylinositol-3-phosphate 5-kinase FAB1D
Biological process (GO): phosphatidylinositol phosphate biosynthetic process
Cellular component (GO): endosome membrane
Molecular function (GO): ATP binding; 1-phosphatidylinositol-3-phosphate 5-kinase activity
Source: RefSeq, a predicted model, not a curated record
UUUUAUUGAACAAGAACAGUGGACCCCACUUUGGGACACAAAGUGUGCUUCGUUCUCCUGCAUUUUCUUCUUCCUUCACUCUUCCUUAAGUUCUCUUCAUUUCUCCCCUUAUUCUCCUCAUCUUCAUCUGUUAUUUCUUGUUUCUCGACUCAAUUCUUGUAUAUUAAUGUAAAGGGUUACCAGAAUUAGUUUCAAAUUUCAAGAUUUUGAUACCCUUGUGAAGAGGGAUUUGAUUUAGGGGCCACCAUUUACGCUUUAAUUUGAUCGCUUUAAUAGUAGCAAUCAAUGACGUUUUGAGAAGACAGACAAAUCAAAUCCCUGCUUCAAUGCCAUCAAUAAGUACAAGUGCUUCCUUGAGAAGCAGUGAAAGUGGUCUAUCGAGUUGCAGUGAUUUUUCUAUUGAUGCAAACUCAGAUGGAAGGGUUUAUUUGGAGGAAUGUAGCACGGAUAGCAGUCAAGAAGAUUCUGUUUGCAGUGCAAAGAACCAAUUAAAUGAUCAUAGCUCAGAAUUUCAGACUAAUGGAGUUCAAAGACCCAGUACUUCUGUGAAAAAUGACCUCCUGGGAAUAAAUGUUGUAAAUGAUACUUGGAUUAACAGAGACAUAGAAAAUGCAGGAACUCUUCAUGAUAAGGAAGCCAGUGAUCAUAAUUUGGAAAGAUUUGGUUCAGUGAUUGAUGAGGGAAGUGCAAGCUUACCAGGUAAUGAUGAGAUGGAUGCCCAGUUUUGGCUACCCCCAGAGCCUGAGGAUUAUAUUGAUGAUAUUGAGGGUAGUGUGAUCAAUUAUGAUGAGGAUGAUGAUGAAUCUGUUGAUGGUAUAAAUUGGGGUAGCCCAAGCUCUUUAAGCAGCUUUGGAGAUGAAAGAAGUGGGGCCCACAAAUUCAAAGAGGUAAAGCGAAAAGCGAUGGAAGAGGUGAUGAAUGGGAAGUUUAAGGCCCUUGUUGAUCAACUACUUAAAUCUGUUGGUGUUGUCUCUUCUGCAAAAGAUGGAAAUAGUUGGGUAGAUAUCGUUACUCUUUUGUCAUGGGAGGCUGCUAAAUUUGUGAAGCCAGAUGCUGCAGAAGGAAAAGCAAUGGAUCCUGAUGGAUAUGUAAAAAUCAAAUGUAUCUCCAGUGGUUUUCCAUGUCAAAGCCGAAUGAUUAAAGGGCUGGUCUUUAAAAAGCACGCUGCGCACAAACACAUGCCCACAAAGUACACCAAUCCUAGAUUGAUGUUGAUUCAGGGUGCCCUUGGACUUUCAUCAAAUGGACUAUCAUCAUUUGAGUCAAUGCAGCAGGAGAAGGAUAGUAUGAGAGCCAUCAUUGAUGUGAUAGACAUGUACCAACCAAAUGUGGUGUUGGUAGAGAAAACUGUUUCUCGUGAUAUACAAGAGUCCAUCUUGGCAAAAGGAAUGACGCUGGUCCUUGAUAUGAAGCUUCAUCGUCUGGAGAGGGUUGCUCGUUGCACAGGUUCACCCAUCUUGUCUCCAGAUUCUCUGGUUGGCCAGAAGCUUAGGCAGUGUGAUUCUUUUCAUUUUGAAAAGUUUGUGGAAGAACACGCUGUUAUUGCCGAAACUGGCAAGAAACCGAGCAAAACAUUGAUGUUUCUAGAGGGAUGCCCAACUCGUCUUGGAUGCACGAUUUUGUUGAUGGGAGCUGACAGUGAUCAACUGAAGAGAAUCAAAUGUGUGGUCCGCUGUGCAGUUGUCAUGGCAUAUCAUUUUAUCUUGGAGACUUACUUCCUUUUAGAUCAGAGGGCAAUGUUCUCAACUAUUCCUAUUAGUGAAGUAGUGAACCUUGCACUAACCAAUCAAGAAUUAUCACCCCAUGGAGCUAGUGAUCCAACUUCCUGCAAUGGUGAUCCUGUUAUUGAUUCUGGUGCAUCAUCAACAAUUCCCAUUUCUGAUGAGUUUGGUGAAGAAGUUACCCAAUAUUUGAAUUCGGAGCCCGAAGCUAAUUUGUCAUUUUCAUUUGAGUCAUAUAAUCCACUCAUUCUUUCGGGGCUGUCAUCUCUCUCAGCUUCUUUGAAAAAAGUUAUGGGGGAUAAUUUUCCUCUUAUCUCUAGUUCAAGUCAGGCUAUGUCUUCAUACUUCGGCUUUGAUGGGAGGACAUCUGAUGAUCAGGGGCAAACUGAUGUUCAGAUUCCUAUCUCACAGAAGACCAUUGAUCACUGUGAUACAGAAAUUAAGAUUACUGCUGAUGAUGGGAAAGGACAUGAUCGUCCACAGUCACAUCCUCUACCAAUGCCUUUUGAAACACAAAUGAGUAGUGGAGAUUAUGAAGAACAUAUCCCUAGUAAGGAUGACAUCAAAGCUGUUUUGGAUUCUGAGAGUAUCUUGGUUUUGAUGUCAAGCCGAAAUUCUUCUAGAGGGACCAUGUGUGAGCAUAGUCAUUUUUCUCAUAUCAAGUUCUACAGGAAUUUUGAUGUUCCGCUUGGAAAGUUUUUGCACGAAAAUUUACUCAAUCAGAGGCUGCAGUGCAAGACUUGUGGUCAACUACCAGAAGCCCAUUUUUAUUACUAUGCGCAUCAUAAUAAGCAACUCACAAUUCACGUAAGACGUCUUCCUACAGAUAAGAUUUUGCCUGGUCAAAGUGACGGGAAACUUUGGAUGUGGAGUUGCUGUGGUAAAUGUGUAUCCCAUAAUGGAAGCUCAAAAUCCACGAAAAGAGUCUUGAUAUCAACUGCUGCUCGUGGUUUAUCAUUUGGAAAGUUUCUGGAGCUGAGCUUUUCAAAUCCCUCCUCAUUUAGAAGAAAAUCUAGUUGUGGGCAUUCUUUACACCAGGAUUAUCUCUUCUUCUUUGGAUUGGGCCCUCUGGUUGCAAUGUUCAAAUACUCAAAAGUUGCUACUUAUUCAGUAUCUCUGACACCUGAGAAGCUGGAGUUUGGUAAUUCAGUUAGAGGAGAGGUUCUGAAGGAAGAGUUUGAGGAUGUGUACGAGAAAGGAAUUUCGUUGUUCCUGGAGAUAGAAAAAUCUUUGAAGGAGGUAGGAUCCCGCUAUUUAGGCAUGACUCUAAAUCUUCAGGGAACAAUUAAAGAUUUCUCUGAUAUCGAGGACAUGUUGAAGGAGGAAAGAUCCCAAUUUGAGGAUGACAUUCGGAAUGUUCUGAAGAAUGGGAAUGGGGAUGGAGCUAUUUACAAGUUUUUGAGGUUAAACAAACUACGAUUGGAGCUACUGCUUGGAUCCCGCAUCUGGGAUAGGCGUCUCAAUUAUCUGCUAUCAUCUGAACUUUCUGUGGCAGGGAGUAAAACCAUUGACAGCAGAGUAGCAAAACAAAUUUGCAUGGAAACUUCUCAAGCUAAAGCUGAUGGCCUAGACAUAACUAUAGAGGAUCCUGAAAAUGUUUCGAACAUCAUCCCUAGUCUUGAAAUCAAGCUUGUUACAUCUGAAGAAGCAAACUCUUUUCAAAAGGAAGUUCCUAUUGAGGGACUAGUUCAAGGAACUAUUGGAAAUGGAGCACUUCAAGAUUCUUUAAAUAAGCCAGAUAUUUUUGAUGGCUCUCAUGAUGGUGAUGACAAUCUACAAGACAAUAUCCCAAAGUUUGUUCAAGUGCAAGAAGAUAAAGUAGUACCAAUUACAACUGAUGUUGAGGGUUCUGUUCUUGAUUCAAACAGUUGUCAGACUGUAAGAUCUCAUUUUAGGUCGUCUUUUAACAUAGAAAAUGAAAAGGGCUGGAUGUGGGCUCCAUUUAGAGAAAUUCAACAUGAAUACAUGAAUGAUCUCUGGAGAGGUUACUUCCCAAAAUUUGAUUCUGUAUCUAGCUUUGCUCAAGACACUACAGGUUAUAAACUGAUAAAUGAUGAGGGGUCGAAACUUCAAAUUCCUCUUGGUUUGGACGACUAUGUUGUCUCAGAUUAUGAAGAUGAAUUUUCAAGCAUAAUUGCUUGUGCUCUAGCCUUGUUGAAGGACCUACCUAUUGUGAGUCAGGAACUUGAUGAGGAUUUCAGGAAAGGAAAAGGGAUGAUGACGUCGAAUGAUAAUUCACAGAGCCUAACACGAAUAUUUUCUCUUGCCUCCCCUCAUUGGUCUUCAACUGGUUAUUUGGAUGCAGAUGGAAUUUAUUCUUCAACUAGCAUAUCAUCAGAAGAGUCGCACUUCUCAAGCUUUGAUAGUCUGGAUUUAUUGGACUCUGUGGUGUCUUUGGCAGCUGUUCAUCCAGAAGUCUCUUUGGGCAUUGGAAAAGUUCCGGGAAAGCGAAAAUACUCUGUGAUAUGCUUAUAUUCCAGCCAAUUUCGCCAUCUGCGAAAUCGAUGUUGUCCAUCUGAAAUUGAUUAUAUUGCUUCCCUAAGUCGUUGCAGGAACUGGGAUGCCAAAGGUGGGAAGAGUAAAUCUUUCUUUGCUAAAACUCUAGAUGAUAGGUUCAUCAUAAAAGAAAUUAAGAGGACCGAGUUUGAAGCUUUCUUGAAGUUUGCUUCAAAUUACUUCGAGUAUAUGAAUGAAUGCUAUGAACUUGGGAACCAGACCUGCCUUGCAAAAAUUCUUGGCAUUUACCAGGUAACCAUUAGACAAACAAAAAAUGGGAAAGAGACAAGACAUGAUCUAAUGGUGAUGGAGAACCUUUCUUUUGGUCGAAAUAUCAUACGCCAAUACGAUCUUAAAGGCGCCUUGCAUGCUCGAUUUAAUUCAACAGGAAAUGCUGAUGAUGUUCUUUUGGACCAAAACUUUGUUAAUGACAUGAAUGUUUCUCCUCUCUAUGUUAGUAGGAAAUCAAAGCGAAUUCUGCAACGGGCUGUCUGGAAUGACACUAAUUUCCUCCAGUCUAUCAAUGUUAUGGAUUAUUCUUUGCUAGUGGGAGUGGAUGCUCAGAAACGUGAAUUGGUGUGUGGGAUCAUUGAUUAUCUGAGGCAAUACACCUGGGACAAACAACUUGAGAAUUGGGUCAAGUCAUCCCUUGUCCCCAAGAACCAGCAGCCAACUAUCAUCUCUCCCAAAGAGUACAAAAAGCGAUUCAGAAAGUUUAUCGAUACGCAUUUCCUCAGUGUUCCUGACCAUUGGUGCUCUCAGAGAUCCUCAAAUCCUUGCAGACUUUGUGGGAUGGGAGAUGAUGAUGAUUGUUUGCACUCAAAUUCUCAAGAGCUAGGGGAGAACAAUGAUAAGAUCUGCCACUUUGAACAGCAAGGCGAACAAGAUGGUUCUUCUCAUGGUAAAUCUCAAGAGGGGAAAGAAAAUGGUAAUGUUUCGUAAUUUUUGGAGUUGAAUCAUUCUUUUAUACUAAACAGACGUUGUACAUACUUUACCAUCUCAGUAAAUAUAAUCCCCUGCAAUUUUUUCUGCAAAUUUUGGGGAUUCUCUCGAUAUUACAGAUCAGCCUUAUAGUGGUUGCAUGCAAAAUUUUUGCAAGAUUGUUGAGUAAUUGUAAAAGGUGUGUGGUGGUCUGAAUGGGUCUAGUAUUAUUUGGAAUUAAUCCGAAUUAAUCACUAA